Oryzias melastigma (Indian medaka) is the source of this 2546-nucleotide messenger RNA. Its product is annotated as GT1 domain-containing protein. The record is from RefSeq and is a predicted model, not a curated record. The coding region runs from base 1319 to 2080 and encodes 253 amino acids. The transcript has 7 exons. NCBI's taxonomy places the organism in Eukaryota, Metazoa, Chordata, Actinopteri, Beloniformes, Adrianichthyidae. Gene Ontology annotation, cellular component: nucleus.
GCUGCUAAAAAAGUUAUUUUUUUUUCACGUUUGUCUCUACAAAGUUGUUAGAUGUAAGGUCACACUCUUACGUAACUGGAAUUGCUAGGUGUAGAGGUUGCAGGGAUUCUGACUCAUCACCUUUUGCGAGUCUAAAGUCCCACAACAAACAACAUAUGUCAUUUUGAUAUUGUGAAGAAUCACCUUUUUUCCGUAAAAGCUAUAGGAUUACUCCUACCCACUUAAAUGAGGAGCCAAUAAUAAGAAAAAGUUUGAAUCCAAGAACUAUGAUGUAGCCUAAUACAAUAUGUUCACUAUGAAAAUGAAUAAGCUCCAACCUAAUUUAGGAGCCAUCAGUGGGUUACAUUGCUCUAUGUUUUCUGGAUUGUUAUCACGUUCUGCAGUAAUACAUCAUAGUAAAACAUUAUUUAUUGCUACCAUAUAGUAGUGUGAAUCAUUGCACAAUAGGCUGUAAUACAUGCUUUUACCCAGUACAUGUUGAGAUUAGCAUGUAUUCCAACACGUCACCCAUGUUUGUUUAAAGCUGAGAAAGAAAUCAGAAACAUCACAAUUAAGUUUUAUUUUCUGGUUCAAUCUAUGACUUUUGAAGAAACUUAAGUCUGAUCUGAUUUAUUCUAAGCACAUAGUUUUUGAUUUCCUCUUGUAAUCAUUUUAAGUUGAGGCUGAGUGCUUUGUUUUCACUUCUAAAAUUAAAAUACUUUGAAAAGGCAGAAAAUGAAUAAAUGAGUUGUAUAAACACAUAAUUUAAAAGUUUAGGGGUUAUUUUAAAUAACAGUUAUCUUAAUAGAAAUCCCAGCAUUAAAAAGUGAAGAAGAUCAAACGUGAGAAGUCAAAAAUGUUCUUCUUUUUUACGGUAUUAGGGCAGAGAGAUGCCUCCCCAGGCCUGACAGUCAAAACAAGCCACAGAAGCUUCAACUUUAAUCCUUAGUAACCAUGGUAACGCUGUUCAUCUGUUUUCAGAGGGACAUCCAAACAUGAUUAUGAUGCGACUCUGAUGGGACACGUGACUCCUUCUUUGUUCCAGGCUCCACCCCUUUCACGUGAACGCGCCUUAAGCCGAAUUAGAAAAUCCAGGGUUAACAAAGCCCGUCGCUAUAUUGCCUGAUGUCGCUGCUCAUCCGCGCUCCGUUCCCGCCUCCCAGAGGACUUUUCAGUGCGACACGCACGCGGGAGCUCGCCACCGCAUCGACAGAGUCUGGCGUCACCAACUUCACCAGGACGUGAGUGGCGAUUCGAUUACUAAAUCUAGCAUUCUAACAUCUCGGAUAACUGCGCGCGGCCGCUCAGCCGUGUGAGGGGAGAGCAAUCGAGCGCCGAGAUGAUGAUGAUGAUGAGCUCAGACAGAGACUUUCAGAUGAUCAGGAAGCAGGAGAGGGCUCACUUCUUCAGCUCCAAAGAGCAGGAACUCAUUUUAAAGUUGUAUGAAGAGGAGCGAGAGAUCCUCACUGCUAAAUCCAACACCACCAGUGCCUCCAAACUCAGGGAGGAAGCCUGGCAGAGAAUUGCUGAUAAAAUAAAUGCAGCUUCAGAUAGUGGAUACAAAAGGACAUGGCAACAAGUCAAAGUCAAGCACAAGAACAUUGUCCAGACAGCAAAAAGAAAGAUGGCAGAGGUGAUGAGGGCUGAGGGGGAUUCGGCCACGCCCUCUCUGACCUCCGCCGAGGAGGACGUGCUGCAUCACAGGGACAGCUCGCUCAGAGUGGAGGUCCUCCCUGGGGGGGCCUGCAUCGGCCCCAUGAGUGGAUCUGACAGCUCUUUCAUGAGCGUGUCUGGCCAUCCAGUCCUCCUCCUGCCUGUAACCAAGACUGAACCAGAGAGCCUGAGUGGAGACGACACUGACAUCAGCGAGGCUCAUUUUGAUGGGGAUGUGCACCACAGCAGCUUCCAGGAGGAAGGGAACUCUGUAGGAGCUACAACGGGGGGCAGCAGCACCGAGAAGCAGACAGACGACCUCAAGACUCUUUACUGCUCUUAUCUUAAAAAGGAAAUGGAGAACCGGGACCAGGAAAUGGCGUACAGAGCACUUAAAAUGAGGAAGUUGGAAAAAGAAAUUCAGUUACUUGACAAACAGCUCCUGUGACACUAAACAGCAGGAUAGUUUUUUUUGUUUUUUUUAAAUACGUGCUACAAUGUUAAAGAAGACAUUUUUUAACAUCAGGCCAGACAGUAGCAGCACAAUCAUCUAGCUCUAGUAACCUAGAACAGCAACAUCUUGUGUGUGAGGAUGUUUUUAUUUAAAGUCCCACUCCAAUCUUCUUCUGAUCUAUUCUCAAAGCGUUCCCAGAGGUUUUUUAAUCAUGAUUAUGCUGUUUUUAGCCAAGACAAAAAAACUGUCGUUUUCUAGAUCAUAGUUUCUACAGAGCAGCAGUAAUUAAUCAGAAAUUCACAUCUUAGCUGUGGGCGAAACUGUUGGCAUAGAGCAAGCCCGCCCCCACUUCCCAUCACCCACCUGUUUACGCCUUCUCCUGCUAGCUUACAGCUCCUCACAACCUCAACCUAACAUGUACCAGUGCAACAAAAGUGGUUCUAUUUUUUGUCUGCUUCUG